Molecule: messenger RNA, 2299 nt
Organism: Conger conger (European conger)
Lineage: Eukaryota; Metazoa; Chordata; Actinopteri; Anguilliformes; Congridae
Product: dual specificity protein phosphatase 8-like
Exons: 7
Coding region: 416-2275 (619 amino acids)
Biological process (GO): protein dephosphorylation; negative regulation of MAPK cascade
Cellular component (GO): cytoplasm
Molecular function (GO): MAP kinase tyrosine/serine/threonine phosphatase activity; protein tyrosine/threonine phosphatase activity
Source: RefSeq, a predicted model, not a curated record
UCCUGGAUCACUAAAACCCUGUAAAUGCAGAUUGCUUAUCUCUCCGGUCUAAACCAACCACAGUGUCCCGCACACAAGGGAAAAUUAUUGUUGUCAUUGCUAUUUGUGGGUUUUUUUUUCUGCGCUGGAAUUCUAACGGCACAAUAAACGCCGCGCAGCUGAGCUGACCACUGCUGUCAACCCCCGUACAGUAGCUCGCCUUCCCAUGCUUUGUAAACAUACCUAAAACAGCAUUUAUUUUGGGGUGCCGAGUCUCAUAUGGAAAUUAGCAUAACGCAAUCAAGUAACAGCGGAAAAGGAGGGACCCAUGGAUGCCCCGAGUGCCAGAUCUUCGUUGGUCCCACGUCUGUGAUCCGUGUCCCGAUCUCCGCCCCCUCCACGUGACCCCCGUGUAGCCCCACCCUCCACGGCGCCCAUGGCUGGGGAGAAGGAGAAGGGCCGGCGCAAGGUGAUGGACGCGCAGCGAUUGGCCGCGCUGCUUCAGCGAGGGGCGGGUCGCGCGCUGGUCAUCGACAGCCGCACCUUCUCCGAGUACAACGCCCUGCACGUGCUCAGCUCCGUCAACGUCUGCUGCUCCAAGCUGGUGAAGAGGAGGCUGCAGCAGGACAAGGUGUCCGUCACCGAGCUCCUGCAGCCCAACAGCAAGGCUAAGGUGAAUCUGUGCAGGAAGCAGGAAGUGGUGGUGUACGACCAGAGCACAAAGGACGCCAGUCUCCUGUCCAAAGACAGCUUCCUCUCCAUCCUGCUGGGCAAGCUGGAGGGCAGCUUCGCCCAGGUGUCCCUCCUCACAGGGGGGUUUGCGGCCUUCUCUUCCUGUUUCCCAGGCCUGUGCGAGGGCAAGCCGGCCACCAUCCUUCCCAUGAGCCUCUCCCAGCCCUGCCUGCCCGUGGCCAAUGUGGGCCCCACCCGUAUCCUGCCCCAUCUCUACCUGGGCUCCCAGAAGGAUGUGCUGAAUAAGGACCUGAUGGCCCAGAGUGGCAUCACCUAUGUGCUCAACGCCAGCAACACCUGCCCCAAGCCCGACUUUAUCUGCGAGAGCCACUUCAUGCGCAUCCCCGUCAACGACAACUACUGCGAGAAGCUGCUGCCCUGGCUGGAGAAGACCAACGACUUCAUCGACAAGGCUAAGGUGUCAAACUGCCGAGUUAUCGUACACUGCCUGGCAGGAAUAUCUCGCUCAGCCACCAUCGCCAUCGCUUACAUCAUGAAGACCAUGGGCCUGUCAUCCGAUGACGCCUACAGGUUCGUGAAGGACCGCCGCCCCUCCAUCUCGCCCAACUUCAACUUCCUGGGCCAGCUGCUGGAGUUUGAGAAGGGCCUGCGCGUGAGGAAGGCUCUGUCGGCGGGGGGCCGCGGCGAGGAGGAGGAGGCGGAGCCGAAGGCGGCGGACACCGGCCUGCGGGAGGCGGAGCCUCAGGAGGCGGAGCUGAAGCCGGCCUCGCCCUCCUCUCUGCAGCAGGGCUUCAGCGGGCUGCACCUGUCGGCCGAGCGCAUCCAGGACACCAACCGCCUCAAGCGCUCCUUCUCCCUGGACAUCCGGUCCGCCUACGCCCCCGCCGGCUGCCCCCCGGCGCCGCCCAGCCUGGCGCUCACGCCCGCCGACGCGGAGCCCGAGGACGUGCCCAAGCUGUGCCGGCUGGACAGCCCAGGGGCCCGGCGGGCCGACAGCCCGGGCUCCGCGGAGUCGCCGGGCUCGCUGGGGGAGACCCGCGCGCGGCAGAGGAGGAAAGGGAAGUCCCCGGGCAGCGUCUCCCCCACCCACCCGCUCGGCCUCGGCUGCGGGGACGGGGGCGUGCGCAAGAGCCCCAGCCUGGACGAUAACCUGAAGGCCUCUCUCCUGCUGGCACUGCCCGGCGUGGGCGUGGGCACGGGGGCGGUGUGGACCAAGCACAGGGACCCGGCGCAGGCCAGCACCCCCAGCACGCCCACCGGGGAGGCGCCCUGGUUCUACGGCGUGGACCCCUCCCCCGGCGGCGGGGCGGUGCGUUUCGGGAGCGGCCCCGCCUACGUGGCGUUCGGCUGCGCGGGGCGGGCGGGCGGCCGCGAGGGGGGGGUGCGGCUCCGGGAGAAGCCCCAGGAGAGGCGGGACGGCCGGGGCAGCUGGCACGAGGACACGCCCAGCGGGGGCGGGGCCUCCGACAAACAGUUCAACCGCCGCAGCUGCCAGAUGGAGUUCGAGGAGGGCAUGUCGGAGUCGCGCUCCCGCGAGGAGCUCGGCAAGAUCGGCAAGCAGUCCAGCUUCUCCGGGAGCAUGGAGAUCAUCGAGGUGUCCUGACGCCCGAGCCCCUCGCCCGGGUGG